Molecule: messenger RNA, 4258 nt
Organism: Ilex paraguariensis (yerba mate)
Lineage: Eukaryota; Viridiplantae; Streptophyta; Magnoliopsida; Aquifoliales; Aquifoliaceae
Source: the annotation of a GenBank genome assembly
GACUCCUUCUCGUGCCUUCCAUCGUUCGAAUCGUACGACUAUUUUACGCUCUCUGUCUCUCUCUCUCUCUCCCUCUCUCACACACACACACACACACACACACAAAUCUCUGCCGCGCGUCAAAAUUUCAGUUUCGUUCGUUGCCGCUCUAUGCGUUCAUGUUCUUGCAACAGAAGAAACAAUAAGAACCCUAACCCUUCUUGAAUUUCCUUUUCGUUCAUAAAUAAAUCUUUUCGUCUUCUUUUUGUAAAUUCAAUCACAGAUCUGUGAAUCUUUGGAGUUCUUCCUGAAGUCUGUUGUAUUCAUACUCAGAUCUUCCAGCUCUUUUUACGUAUCCCUUCAGAUUCAGAAUUGGUUUCAAUUCGAUUUCUGGAGUUUUGAAUUGAAGAGGUAGGUUGAAUCGAUUCUGUUCCAUCUUUGAUUUCUAAAUCAAAUUUUCAAUCAUAUAACGGUUUGGCGGUUGUUAAUAUGCGUGUAGUUUUUUCCCAAGUUGUUUGUGAGUCGGUUUUGUUGACAAUUUAGGGUUUUUUGGUAUUACCGAGCAAAGUGUACUCUCUUUCUUAAAUGUACAAAUCCAAUUAAUGUACACUAUGUGACAUAAUGUACAGUUGUUAUCAGAUGCAAUCUUGAGCUGGAAUUUGAUGAGUGUGGGGGUGAAUUAAUCACUUAAGAGGGGUUUCUGUCUUACUUUGUUUUUUUCCCGCUUUGAAUGUUUUCCUAUGGUGUAGAAUUGUUUACAUUUAUCAAUUUUGAGUUGCUAGAAGUGGCUUUUUUGGAUGGGCCAAGGGGAAGCUGAAGUUUGUUUGCCUGUGUUGGAUGAUGUAAAGAUGGAAAUUGAGAACCCAUUGAGGAUCGAAUCAAAACGGGACUAUCAGUGCGUAGUAGACGGCUCUGAAACAGAACCUUGCAGUAAGAAGCAGGCAAAAGAAUUGUUAGGUUAUACAGAACUCCUUUGUGCUAAGAAGCAGGCAAAGGUUUUUAGAGACACUGAACUGGAGUCACAUGCUAAGGAGGUGAAAGAAGCUUUGUAUGAUGUUGAUAUUGAAUUGUGUUCCCAGAACGAGGCAAAGGAAACUUCUAACGAGGAUAUUUGCUCAGAGGUUACUAAUCCAAAUUUGUCCCCCAGGGAAAAUACUUCGAGCUUUCAGACAAUUGGUAGUGAGCAUGUUGAAUUGAUGAGUAAUAUCCAAAGUGGCUGUGUUGAUGUUACAUCUGAUUCUUCAGGAAACUCCACAACGGAAGAGGGCUUGAGGGAAGAAGAGCUUAACAGAAAUGAUACACAGGGUGAGGUUACCACGUCCCAUGUUGUACUCGAAAUUCCAAAGCAUGUUAGCACCACUGGUGUUAGGAAAAUUACAUUCAAGUUCAGCAAACGGAAGGAAGACUAUUGUAAUCAGUUAUCCACUCCAUCUACUCAGCUUCAGAGUAAUGGUUUUCAUGAUGGCUGCCAUGAGGACCCUUGGUGGACUCCUUUAGCAGGGAACGGUGAUGCAAAUAGGUACGGGAAGGGGUUCUAUGAAACCAGUCGCCCUUUUUUGUGCACUUCUAAUUUGGAACUAAAAAUGUCUAAGAAGGUUAGUCCAGACAGCUGCCCAACUAAUGUUAAAAAGCUUUUAUCUACUGGAAUUCUAGAAGGAGCUCGAGUGAAAUAUAUCUCUACCUCUGGGAAUAGAGUGCUUCCUGGAAUCAUAAAAGAUUCUGGAUAUUUGUGUGGCUGUUCAGCAUGCAAUUUUUCCAAAGUUCUCAGUGCCUACGAGUUUGAGCUGCAUGCUGGUGGUUGCAAAACUAGACACCCAAAUAAUCACAUAUUUUUGGAGAAUGGGAAGCCCAUUUAUAAUAUUAUCCAAGAAUUAAAGACUGCACCACUUAGCGUACUAGAUGAAGUGAUAAAGAAUGUGGCUGGUUCAUCUGUUAAUGAAGAGGCGCUACAGGUUUGGAAAGGAACUUUCCAACGAAGUAUUGAGUUGUGUAAAGCCGAUAAAAACUAUCACACCAAACUUGCAGGGCUGUAUCAUUCUACUACCAGCUUCCCCAAUCAAGUGUGCGAAGAAGGCUGCAGUCCUACUUCGUGUUCCAAUGUGCUGCAAAUCUGUAUGAAGGAUUCAGAGGAAGAGCGGAAACAGAUUAAAAAGCCAAAGUCCUACAUUUUUGGCUCAGGUGUGGCACAAAAAAGAACUACUGAAGGUGGCACUAAGAAGAGGGAUAAUGAUUUGCACCGAAUACUUUUCAUGCCAAAUGGGCUUCCAGAUGGGACUGAUUUGGCUUAUUAUUCCAAAGGAAAGAAAAUUCUUGGAGGCUACAAGCAAGGGAAUGGUAUAGUUUGUAGUUGUUGUGAUACUGAGAUUAGUCCUUCACAGUUUGAAGCUCACGCAGGAUGGGCAGCUAAGCGUCAACCGUAUCGUCAUAUUUAUACUUCUAACGGACUGACGCUGCAUGAUAUAGCUCUAUUAUUGUCAAAUGGUCAAAAUGUAACCACAAGUAAUAGUGAUGAUAUGUGCGCAGUGUGUGGAGACAUAGGCGAACUGAUUGUUUGUGGUGGAUGCCCUCGGGCUUUUCACCCAGUUUGCUUGGGAUUACAAUGUGUUCCCACCGGUGAGUGGCACUGUCAGUAUUGUAGAGACAAAUUUGGUCCUGGUAGAAAAGCUGGUGGAGAGUUUAGACCUAUACUUGUACGCUUGACACGAGUUGUGAAAUCACCAGAAUCUGAAGUUGGUGGUUGUGUUGUUUGCAGGGCGCAGGACUUCAGUGUUGCAAAAUUUGAUGAGCGAACCGUUAUUCUCUGUGACCAAUGUGAGAAGGAGUACCAUGUUGGUUGCUUGAGGGACAGUGGGCUCUGCGAUUUAAAGGAACUCCCCAAGGAUAAAUGGUUUUGUUGCGAUGAUUGCAAUAGGAUCCAUCAGGCUCUGCAAUAUAUUGCACUCAAUGGAGCGGAGGUGAUUCCAGCUCCAAUGUCGAAUAUGAUAAAUAAGAAGCUUGCAGAGAAAGGAUUGAGCGAUGGAGCUGCAAAUGAUAUCCGAUGGCAAAUUUUGAAUGGGAAAAGUCGCAGUCCGGAACAUCUGCUGCUGCUUUCUAGGGCUGCUGCAAUUUUUCGUGAGUGUUUUGAUCCUAUUGUUGCCAAAUCUGGUCGCGAUCUCAUUCCAGUUAUGGUCUAUGGGAGAAAUAUUUCUGGUCAAGAAUUUGGAGGAAUGUACUGCAUUGUGUUAACUGUGAAGUCAGUAGUUGUAUCAGCUGGCCUUCUCAGGGUUUUUGGACGAGAGGUUGCUGAGCUUCCUUUAGUGGCUACAAGCAGAGAAAACCAAGGAAAAGGUUAUUUCCAAGCGCUAUUCUAUUGUAUUGAGCAGUUACUGUAUUCUAUGAAUGUUGAAAACCUGGUGCUCCCUGCUGCUGAGGAAGCUGAAUCCAUCUGGACAAAGAAAUUAGGCUUCAGAAGGAUGAGUGAUGAGCGAUUGAAGACAUAUACAAGGCAUCUCCAGCUGACAAUUUUCAAGGGGACAUCAAUGUUAGAGAAGAAGGUCCAGCAGUUGGCAGCUUAAUACAUGUUUGAUUUUACAAACUAUCUACCGGGCCAAUGACUAACGAUUUCAAGGGGACAUCAUCCGCAGCAUCCAGGGUGCUGAUUAAUCUUCUUGCUCGUCUCUUAAAGCAUGCGAGUGAUCUUUGGAUGAUAAUUGUGGAGGGGGAUAUCAGUGUUGAGGGUGGAGGUGCAGCCAUGCAGCAAGUAACAUAUGUGUCAUGGUUUGGUUCUUUAAAAGUGAUUCCGCAGGAAAUGUAGGACUCUAUUAUUUUUUCACACUCUCCCCCCCCCCCCCCCCAAAAAAAAAAAAAAACCCAAAACUACUCUUUGUACCAUAACAAUGCUCUAUUGUUUGUGGGGUGAUCAGUAAUCUGAUAAAGUGUGUUGCUCAUGUACAAAAAAAAAAAAAGGAAAAAAGAAUGGGAUGUACAGAGGGUCCGUUGAAGGCCAGAGUGCAUGCUGAACUUUUAUUAUGCAUGCAGUUAGUCAAUUUUUUUUUUUUUUGCUCUCUUUGUGGGGUAAUUUUCUCUCGUAGCUUUAGAUGUGUAUACAGAAAGCAAUGUUAAGUAGAGAACAGUGUUUUGAUGCGUGUGCCACGUGAAAAAGAAUUUUAGUAGUCACAAUUCUUGUUCUGUUUGAUUUUUUCUUUUUGUUUUUCCUUUGCCUCUCUUAUAUUAAAAAAUUGUGUAACCAAGCAGACGUUUGCUGAUCUGUCAAGGUGUUGUGUGACAUGCAAAAAAUUGU